GAGUUUCAUUUUACAGCGCAACUAUAGGACGGAGAACCUCAGGAAACAUUUCAACCUAUCUCUCUAAAACUGUUAAUGGGGAAUUGACUACUAUGAACUGAAACUCUUCCUUAAAUCAAGUAUCAAGUAGAUCCAAGUCAAGUGACGCAUAAGCCAGUAGAUUCCAGUGUCGAUUUAUGAUUUUUUUUGCACUUAAAUGUAGCUAGAGGAAAUGGCUGUGGAAAGCAUGACUGUCCAUCCAAACUCCCCAACAACAACCAACCACGAACACAUCAACAGCCUUCUCACUGACGAAAGGCGUGAGGAUGGAGAGCUGGAGGAGGGCGAGCUGGAGGACGACGGGGGCGAGGCGGAGGUCCCCAGCGGGGGCGGCGAGGCCCAGGAGAAGCCGCACCGCAGCAAGGAGCGGCACGCCAGCGGCUCGGACGACGACAAGGCCCACCGCCGCAAGCGGAAGAGGAGGAAAGAGAGAGAGAGGGAAAAGGAGAAGAGGAGGGCCAAGAAGAGACGCAAAUCCAAACACAAACGUCACGCCUCUUCCAGCGAUGACCACUCGGACUACAGUGACGAUUCCGACUACAGCCCCAGUGAGAAGAGGAAGUACCGGGAGUACAGCCCCCAGUACCCUCCUCCGUCCCAUGGGGGCUACCCUCCACCCCCUGCCCAUGGCGGCCCCCUGCCCAAGAAGGGGGGCUACAUGAAGAUGGACAAGCAGGGCUACGGCGCAUACGACGAGUAUGAGGAGGAGACGUACGAGGGGGAGGAGGAUGAGGACAUGGGCGAGGAAGACUACGACGACUUUGCAAAAGAGCUCAAUCAGUACCGCAAGGCCAAAGAGGGUGGCGGCAACAACCGGGGCGGCAGAGGUAAUGACCGCAGGGGCAGAGGAGGUAAAGGUCGCCUCAAGAACCAGCGAGGGCGUGGCAGAGGAGGAAUGAGGGGCCGCGGCGGAAGAGGAGGUGGGGGCAGAGGCCGAGGGCGGGGCAAGAUGGGUGGCGAAAACGACGACGGGGAAGGAAUGAUGUACGGAGAUGACAUGGAGUAUGGAGACGAUGACUACGACAACAUGGGCGAUGAUGACUAUGACGACUACUCCAAAGAGCUGAACCAGUACCGGAAGUCCAAGGACCGCGGCCGAGGUGGUAAAGGCGGUCGAGGGCGCGGCAGGGGAAAGGGGGGCAGAGGCAUGAACCGCGGCCGAGGGAGGAACAGAGGGCGGGGCCGGGGCGGAGACCAGGGCCACGACGAAGACAACAACGGCGAUAUGGACAUGGGGGAUGGGGGUGGGGGCCAGCGCAGGAAUGACCAGGACAAGCACGGUCAGGACAAGAAGGGCAAGGCCAUCUGCAAGUACUACAUCGAAGGCCGCUGCACAUGGGGGGAGCACUGCAAUUUCAGCCACGACAUCGAGCUCCCGAAGAAGAAGGAGCUUUGCAAGUUCUACAUCACUGGAUUCUGCGCACGAGCGGAGAACUGCCCCUACAUGCAUGGCGAUUUCCCCUGCAAGCUGUUCCACACCACUGGGAGCUGCGUCAACGGGGACGAGUGCAUGUUCUCUCACGAGCCGCUGACGGACGACACGCAGGACCUGCUGGACAAGAUGCUGGCAGAGGACGCGGAGGCGGGUGCUGAGGACGAGAAGGAGGUGGAGGAGCUGAAGAAGCAGGGCAUUAACCCCCUGCCUAAACCCCCGCCUGGUGUCGGCCUGCUGCCGACUCCGCCUCGCCCCGGUCCUGCCGAUUCCUCCGCCCCGGGCGACUUCGGGCCCCCGGGCCACCCGCCGGGCCCCAUGCCCCCCCCAGGGCCGCCCGGCCCUGGUCCCGGUGCAGGCCCCUGCCCCGGACCCCCUCCUCCCUGCCCGGACGGGGGCCCCUACCAGGGCCCACCCAACCCCAACGGCCCUCCCCCUCCCCCCAUGGGCCCCCCGCCCCCCUGUCCUGGGAACGCUGGGAAGAAGAUCCCCUCGCUCUUCGAGAUUGUGGUGCAGCCCACGGGUCAGCUGGCUCAGAAGCUGGGCGUCAGAGGGCCGGUCCCCGGUGCUCCCCCAGGCCCCCCUGGGCCCCCAGGACCUCCUGGACCCCCAGGUGGUCCCCCUCCCCGCUUCCCAGGUCCCCCUCCUCCGGGGCACAUGGGUCCCGCACCCCCCGGCAUGAUGCCCCCAGGCCCCCACGACAUGCCCCCAAUGGGCCCCCCCAACAUGAACCAGGGGCCUCCGCCCAUGGGCCCCGGGCCCCCCAUGAUGCCAGGCUUCGUACCUGGGGAAGGUCCUCCGCACCCCGGCAUGAUGCCCCCCGGGCCUCCGCCUCCUGGGGGCAACUUCUACGACAACUUCUACCACCAGCAGCAGGGCAUGGAAAUGGAAGGAGGGGGCGAGCAGGGGGAGGAGUACCAGGAAUACAGCGGCAUGGAAGAGGGGGAGGGAGGAAGCUUCAGCGAGCAGAAGUCCUCCGGCGGCCAGGGCGCCAUGAUGGGCAUGGAGGGCUCGACCAACGGCGGCUCCACCAAUCAGCCGACGGGGCUGUCGGUGCCGGACUUCCUGCCCCCCGCCCAGCGCGUGCUCUUCAUGCGCAUCCAGCAGAAGCAGCAGGAGGAGGAGGAGAGGGCGCGCCGGCUGGCUGAGGGAGGCGCCGAGCGGGACACGGAAGGUGAUUCGGCCAACUGGUAUUCCAGUGAGGAUGAGGACGGAGGCGGCAGUGUCACGUCGAUCCUGAAGACGCUCCGGCAGCAGACGCAGGGGUCUGGCAAGCCGGAGGGGGCCCCCAGCGACCCCCGGCUGCAGAAGUCCGCGGCCCUGCAGCCCCCCAGCCGCCCCGCUGACCCCCGCCUCGCCCGAGACCCCCGCCUGUCUCGGACUGCUGACCCCGGCCUGGCCUCUGAGGUCAACCCCUCCGCCUCCCCCUCUUCCUCCUCCACCUCAUCCUCCUCGGGAGCGCCCGCCGACCCCCGCCUUGCCCGCCACGCCGCCGCUGCCGCUGCCCUGCCCCCGAAGCCUGACGUCCCGCACGCGCACAAGCCCGCGGCCCCCGCGGCCCCCGGGGAAGAGGAGGAGGGGGAGAGGGUGUUGCGGGACAAGCCGGUGCCCAUCCCCCUGGAGCCCCUGCUGGGCAUGGCCCUGCGGGACCCGCGCUCCCAGCUGCAGCAGUUCAGCCACAUCAAGAAGGACGUGGUCCUGCACAAGCCCCACUUCGCCAAGUCCGUGCUGUGGAACCCCGAGGACCUGAUCCCGCUGCCCAUCCCCAAACAGGACUUCCUCCCGCUGCCCCCUGGCAUCCCCCCUGUGGCGUCGCUCGACCCCCGCCUGACGCGAGCGCAGCAGCUGAUGCACACCGCCCCUCCCAUGGCUGCCCCGGCCCCUGCCCCCGAACCCGCCGCCGCCACCUCCCUCCCGGACUUUGAGCUGCUGUCCCGCAUCCUCAAGACGGUUAACGCCAGCUCCGGCCCCUCCCCUGCCGCCGCACCCCCGGCCCCGCCCUCUGCACCGUCGGUCCCUCCGGACAAGCCGGUGGAUCCCCGGAUGGCCCGCAAGGCCCCCACCGACCCACGGCUCCAGCCCCAGAAAUCGGCCCUCAAGCAGCCCUCCGAGCCUCCCGCCCCUCAAGCCUCCACCACGGCCCCCUCCACGACCGUCUCCCCCCCCACGCCCACCAUCGCCCCCUACGACCCGCGACUGCUGUCAGCCGGCGGAGCUGGGCGUGGGGUGGGCGGCGUGGGCGGGGGGCAGAGCAGCGUGCUGAGCGGGAUCAGCCUGUACGACCCUCGGACUCAGAGCGCGGGCAAAGCCGACAGCCCCGGCUCGGCCGCAAACACUACCAGCGGCGCGGCCGCCCCCGAGCCCCCCAAGACCAAGGCCAAGGAGCCGCUGUUCGUGCGCAAGUCGGCCCUGGACCAGCCCGAGGCGGAGAAGAGUGCCGGCGGUAGUGAGCCGGCCACAGACCGCUACAACAGCUACAACAGGCCCCGCCCCAAACCCGCUCCCUCACCCUCGGGGGCCGCGGCCGCCGGAGGGGCCGGCUCCUCCUCGUCCUCGACAUCCUCCACCGGGCCGGGCGCGGCGGGCCCCUCGGAGCAGCCCCCGCCCGCUGUCCACAACCUCCCCGUCUCCACCCUCUUCAGCAUGGUCAAGCAGGCCAGCAAGCCCAGCGGCUCGGGCAGCCCCUUCGGCGGCAACAGCCCCGCCCAGCCGGACAGCUCCGAGCAGGACGCCGCCUCCCUCAAGGACGUCUUCAAGGGCUUCGACCCCACGGCCUCCCCCUUCUGCCAGUGAGCCCGGCACCCCGCCCCCAUCCUCCUAGCAUUUCCUCUUCCUUUUAAAAGCCUGACGCGUCGACGAGGGGGGGUGGGGGUAACGCCCGAAGCGGAAGUCCGCGCUGGCGGCAGAGACGUUUCCGAGCGCCGCGCGCACGCGUCCGCUCUCCCCUGCCCUCCACACAAUGCAGUGUUGGCGAUUUCUGUAACGGACCUCGGGGUGGGGUGGGAGGCGGGAGGGGCGGGACGGUAACGGACGGGGAAAAGGGGGGAAAAAACAAAACUUCUAUUUUAAAACAAACUAGAAAACAUAUAAAUAAAUGUAUUCCCAUUACGAGAGUCCCUCCCUACUUUACAAGGUAGAAAGAAUGAGAGCUGUAAACGUUUAUGUGGACUGAUGCUCUGAAAGGCUCCUGUGUUUCUCACCAUCAGGACUAUUUUAAGGGUAGUUGACCUUCUCCUUGUUCGGUUUCCUCCCAUUUUGUAACAUGUCUCCCGUGUCGGCCCUCCUGACACUGGGUUCACCGAAGCUUCGCUUCCUCUGUUAUUAUGCCCGUUUGAGCGCGCGGCUUCGCCGAAUGCCCCGCCCGGUCAGAGGUCACAGAGGGGAAAAAAAACUGCAGCGGUGCUCAGCCCCCAGCUUUCCGCCAGCAGAGACGAAACGGUGGUGCUUCCUUUGCUUCAUUUGGAUUUCCUCUUUCUUUUGCCGUCUCCAUCUUACUUCCAUUAUCAGCUGUCAGUAAUCGCUUUCUGUUAUGAACAUUUUAGCUCCUCUUCGUGGCAGUACCCGCCAGCUUUUGCUUUGUGUGUUUGGUUAUAUUUGUUUUGGUUUUUGGGGGGAGGGGGGAUGUUGGAAUAAGGGUAUUGAUGAUGUCUUUUCUUCGCUCCUGGGACCGCAAUCACAGGCGUGGCUCACCACCACCACCCC
Molecule: messenger RNA, 5173 nt
Organism: Megalops cyprinoides (Indo-Pacific tarpon)
Lineage: Eukaryota; Metazoa; Chordata; Actinopteri; Elopiformes; Megalopidae
Gene: zc3h4
Product: zinc finger CCCH-type containing 4
Exons: 14
Coding region: 212-4264 (1350 amino acids)
Biological process (GO): negative regulation of DNA-templated transcription
Cellular component (GO): nucleus
Molecular function (GO): metal ion binding; RNA binding
Source: RefSeq, a predicted model, not a curated record